AUGCCCUUCUACCCCCCAUCAUGGGUUCCUCAGCUUCCAGAGAUCCCCGACUCCAUCUCCUUGGAGACGUUCAUGUUCGACGAGAGAUAUGGUCGCUGUCCGGUGCAACAUUCUCGCGCCUCGUUCACGGAUGGCCUAACCGGCAGGUCCUAUGGUGUUCUGGAGUUGCAGCAGCGCGUUGACCACCUCUCACGCGCCCUAUCCAAGGAACUUGGUUUUGAAGCUCACCAAGGCACAGAGUGGGACAAGGUGGUCGCGUGCUUUAGUCUCAACUCUAUAGACUAUUUAACCUUGGCCUGGGCUGUCCAUCGACUCGGUGGUAUCUUGUCCUGCGUCAACGCCUCGUACAAUGCCAGCGAGCUGGAGUAUCAGCUGAGGGAUUCUGGGGCCAAGGCUGUUUUCACCUGCCUGCCCCUGCUAAAGACAACAAUGGCCGCGGUGGCGAGAAUUGGAAUCCCCGAGGAACGAAUUUUCCUGCACCAACUCGCCCCAUCCGUCACGCCCGGUCUCUCCAACCCCGGCCUCAAAACAACAGACGACUUGAUCAGGGCUGGUGCCAGCUUGCCCUCGUGUAAGCCUGCCGAUGCAUAUUGGAAGAAAGGAGAUGGCGCAAAGAGGAUUGCCUUCCUUUGCUACAGUAGCGGGACCUCUGGCCUUCCCAAGGGCGUCAUGAUUGCACACAGGAACGUUAUUGCUAAUGCCAUUCAGUUCGUGGCUCAUGGACGGCCCAACCGAGAUUCUCUUGAGAAGGAGCUCGGGGUGAGUCGCUACACGGAAAACUGCUUGGGGCUUCUACCAAUGUCGCACAUCUAUGGCCUGAUCGUCAUCUGCCACGUUGGUCCCUAUCGCGGAGACGGAGUUGUCGUUCUACCCCGGUAUGACUUCAAGCUUUUGCUCCACACUAUUCAGGACUUCAAGAUCGAAAUGUUGUACCUUGUCCCACCUAUGGUUCUUCAUGUGGCAAAGCAACCGGACGUCGUCAAACAAUUUGACCUGUCGUCGGUCCGUGCAGUGUUCACGGGAGCUGCGCCCCUGAAGGAGGACACGGCAAAGGACUUUCUAAAGGUCCUACCCAAGGUGGUGCUACUCCAAGGGUAUGGACUCACAGAGACCUCGACCGUUGUCUGCGCAACUAUGCCUCAGGACAUCUUCUUAGGAGGAUCUGGCUCACUCCUACCUGGAUUCGUCGCCCGAAUCUUUACUCCAGAGGGCGAAGAGGUAAAAGAGUACGACCAGCCUGGUGAGCUUUGGGUGCAUUCUCCGUCUGUCGUUGUCGGAUAUCUCAACAACAAGAAAGCGACUGACGAGACUUUCGUAACUGCUGACGAUGGAUUGCGAUACAUGAGAACCGGAGACGAAGUGCUCGUUACCAAGAGUGAGAAGGGCAAUGAGCACAUCUUCGUUACGGACAGAAUCAAGGAGUUAAUCAAAGUCAAAGGACAUCAAGUGGCCCCCGCUGAGCUAGAAGGCCAUCUUCUGACGCACCCGGCCGUGAAUGACUGUGUGGUUAUUGGAGUUGCUGCCGACCGAGAAGGCGAGGUUCCAAAGGCUUUCGUGGUAAAAACCCCAGGCGUCAACGGGGCCGAUGGGGACAUCAUUGAGAGCAUCAUGAAGCAUGUCGCCGACCAUAAGAGUGAUUACAAGCGACUGAGAGGUGGUGUAGAAUUCAUUGACGUGGUUCCGAAAAAUCCAAGCGGGAAGAUCUUGCGACGUUUGAUCAGAGAUAAAGAAAAGGACAAGACAAAGCGCGAGCAGGCCAAGUUUUAA
This is a messenger RNA of Metarhizium brunneum ARSEF 3297, 1767 nucleotides long. It is a transcript of the gene AFT1-1, whose product is annotated as Acyl-CoA ligase. The record is from RefSeq and is a predicted model, not a curated record. Gene Ontology annotation, molecular function: CoA-ligase activity. NCBI's taxonomy places the organism in Eukaryota, Fungi, Ascomycota, Sordariomycetes, Hypocreales, Clavicipitaceae.